AGGGGGGGUGGGUGGUGGAAAGAGGCAGGGGGAGGGAAGAGCGGUUGGAAAAAAUGACUUGGAUUUAACUGCUCCGCUGGCAUCUCGUUUUAUUCACGGCCAGGAGUUGCUGUUUUAAUUGGGAAGCCAAUUUUUUUUUUUUUUAGCUGGGGUGGGGUGGGGGGGGGAGAGGAGAAAGGAGGAGAGAGGAGAAGAAAAAAAACCCUCCUAAAGGAAGGAAGAAAGUGGGGGAGAAAAAGGAGAAGGCGGAAAAAAAAGUGAGGAGGGUUUCUUGAAACAGACGGCGCACAUUUUCUUGUUGUUUUGGAGAAGUUCGAGCUCCUCCAUAUUGGAGAGCAAAAGGACGAGCAGCAGCAACAACCCGCCACCGACAGUGGAGGAUAAAACACCCACCGCUAAACCCCACGGCCUCGGCACGACGACGACGACAAACAAAACUCCUCGUCUUUUUCCCCCGUCUCUCCGUUGACGACCAGGAGGAUUUUUUUGUUUGCGUGGGAACAGAAGAAGAGGGAGAGAACGAGAGAGAGAGAUAAUUCUCCUCAGCACACACUCACCGGACAGCCUGGCGUCUCCUCUCCCGGGCCGCCGCCGCCGCCGCCGCGCAAAGGCGGUUAUUUUUUGAAUCUUGGUUUUAUAAUAUAUAUAUAUACAAUCUCCACCCAUCAACGUUAAUCUAAAUGGUGGACUGACUCAAACAUUUUAACAAAAAAAUAUUAAUCCUCUGAUUGUGUGGAAGAAUCGUUUUUUUUACACACGAAAAAAAGUUGCAAGGGAAAUAUAUUUCCUGUAAUUUUUUUCUCUCUAAGGACGUGGCCUCCUCUUUCUGGCUGGUGUCUAUUGUAUAAUAAUAUACAUUAUUAUUUUUUAAAAAUUUCCUCGGGGGGGGGGGGGGUUAUUUUUUCGGUGCAUUUUCUGAAGGAGAGAGAGAGGCGAGGGCCCGGCGGCCGAGGGCUUGUUCGAUGGACAGCACGUCCAUUAUAACGCAGGUCUGCAAAGAGGAUGAGAUUAUUUCAUCGUCCCAGGAAAAAGUUUCUCAGAGCGGCCUCAGCUUGAAGAAGCAGAGGAGUCGGAGCUUUUUCAGCUCGUUCUUCUGCUGCUUUCGCGACUACAAUGUGGAAUCGGCAAACAUCAACAGCAACAGCAAUGUUCAGUCCCCAGCGGUGGAGGAGAAUGGGUCGGUCGCUAAGCCUCCAGCCAAAUACCUCUUACCAGAGAUGAGAGUGUCUGAUGUUGGAAGGAAAUGUGUAGUGAUCGACUUAGAUGAAACCUUAGUACAUAGUUCCUUUAAGCCUAUUAACAAUGCUGAUUUCAUUGUUCCUGUUGAGAUAGAUGGGACUGUUCACCAGGUUUAUGUGUUGAAAAGGCCGCAUGUCGACUUAUUCCUGCAGAAGAUGGGGCAGCUCUUCGAAUGUGUUCUCUUCACAGCCAGUCUAGCCAAGUAUGCAGAUCCGGUGGCAGACCUGCUGGAUCGCUGGGGCGUCUUCAGGGCCAGGCUCUUCAGAGAAUCGUGCGUUUUCCACAGAGGAAACUACGUGAAAGACCUUAGUCGACUAGGGAGGGACUUGAGUAAGGUCAUAAUAGUGGAUAAUUCACCGGCAUCCUACAUCUUCCACCCCGAAAACGCAGUGCCUGUGCAGUCGUGGUUCGACGACAUGUCGGACACAGAGUUGUAUGAUCUGAUCCCAUUCUUUGAAGGACUGAGCAAAGAGGAGGAUGUUUACACUAUGCUGCAGAACCUCCGUGGCAGGUAGCGACUGUGCUCCAGGCAUGUGGCAGUUUCCUUGCGUUGAUCUUGGCCCGAUUUUUUGUUUUAUUUUUAAAUUCCCCCUGCCCCUCCCUACCCAAUUCACACACAUCCCCCACACCCCGUCUCCUUCCCCGUUCUCCCCCCGAACCCCUUUGCAAAUGUUGUGUUUUCUUUUCUUUGUAACGAGAAAGCUUCCUUCACUUCCCCCGUCCCUUCCCCACCCCAUGCCUUGGAUCGGAACUGCACCUGGUGGAGUUAGGAGCAGGAAGCAAUCUGCAAACGGGAAGCACUUCAGCACCUGCUGCCCUGAGUUCGCUGUGAACAAGGUGACAUGCGGUCGUUCCAGCCUCUGCCAGCCUGGCGUCAGAAACGCACGAGCGACCAGACGUCGAGGAAACAACUACCAUUUUAAAAAGAAAUACAUCACACUUACAACACGUGGGAAACCAGGAGAAAUAUCCGCUGCAGACUGUGGUUUGAAUAUCAAUCUUCUUCUUUCCGCCUACCAAAAAAAAAAACACAAGUAUUGGGCAGUUCUGUGAUACUUUUGAAAGUUUUUUUUCCUCUUUGGUUUUCUUUUCGCAGAUAUUGCUAUGCAGACAGUCACUCUGAUCUACAGUAGCUGAUCUGAUUCUGUGAUCUCCUUUUUGCAGAAUGAAGUGCCUUUUGAAAACAAAAUUGAUAAUUUUAGACGAGAAAAAAAAAAAAAAGCAGACUUAAUUUUUUUGUACACCGCAUAUUCCAGAGAUCUUUUAUCUUUUAAUGACUGUAUGUUUUAAAACAAAAAAAAACAAAAAUUAAUCUUUAUGAGCACUGUUAUUUAUGCUGAACACAUUGAAUUCUAAGUGCUGGGUACAAGACUACAGAGCCAUUAGACUUCUAAAUUUUA
This is a messenger RNA of Amblyraja radiata (thorny skate), 2639 nucleotides long. It is a transcript of the gene ctdspla, whose product is annotated as CTD (carboxy-terminal domain, RNA polymerase II, polypeptide A) small phosphatase-like a. The transcript has 7 exons. The record is from RefSeq and is a predicted model, not a curated record. Gene Ontology annotation, molecular function: RNA polymerase II CTD heptapeptide repeat phosphatase activity. NCBI's taxonomy places the organism in Eukaryota, Metazoa, Chordata, Chondrichthyes, Rajiformes, Rajidae. Bases 963 to 1754 code for a protein of 263 amino acids.